Molecule: messenger RNA, 188 nt
Organism: Medioppia subpectinata
Lineage: Eukaryota; Metazoa; Arthropoda; Arachnida; Sarcoptiformes; Oppiidae
Source: the annotation of a GenBank genome assembly
GCCGCCACAGCCCUCACAACGAGAUUCGGCUCAACUUCUCGGCACACAAUCGUCUCUUCCGUCUUGUGAUGAGAGCCGAUAACUCGCUCUUCACGUCGGAUGUGGUCUUCGAGUCCACCACUAAAGGAGUCUUCAAUUACGACACCAAUAAUGCCAUUAAAGGAUAUUUAGAGGAAUACGAGACAUUA